Lucilia cuprina (Australian sheep blowfly) is the source of this 558-nucleotide messenger RNA. RefSeq lists its product as uncharacterized. The transcript is spliced from 2 exons. The coding region runs from base 201 to 545 and encodes 114 amino acids. Lineage: Eukaryota; Metazoa; Arthropoda; Insecta; Diptera; Calliphoridae. The record is from RefSeq and is a predicted model, not a curated record.
AGUUUAUACUUUUAUUUACUACGCUUUAUUUAAACAGCUAUCAUGUUCUUAGCUCAGAUUCUUACAAUUAUAGUCUGGUUUUAACACAAUUGACCACAGCUUUUCUCGAUUCUAAUCUAAAUUCUGCCACUUGUUAUGAAAACUAUUUUGCUUCCGUGAAGAACAUUACGAAUCAACUCGAAAAAAGUCGUGGACAUUGUAUGAACACUGCUGAAAAUGCUUACGCGGCAGAGGAUAAGAAAUUCAUCCAGCAACAGUGCACAUUUCAGAACUUAGCAUAUAAAUCUUGCGACGCUUUAAACGAGUGCUGUAUUAAAGAUUGGGGAAUUAAAGCAUUUGAAUGUUAUGCCUCAAAGGGUUCGGCUGCUGGUCAAGUUUUCUUUAAAAUUUCUUCGGAUGCCAAUGUACAUAUGAGAGAUUUGGAAAAAGAAUAUCGUGAAAUCGAUAGUGUGCUAGAGUCGUGUAAUGCUAAGGCUCAAAGAAUUUUCGAAGAUGCGACUGUUGAGGCAGGAAAUGUAUUGAAAAAAUGUUUCAAUAAUUCAUAACAAAUAUCUUCGU